This is a messenger RNA of Bacidia gigantensis, 1572 nucleotides long. RefSeq lists its product as uncharacterized. Gene Ontology annotation, biological process: L-glutamate catabolic process. Gene Ontology annotation, molecular function: pyridoxal phosphate binding; glutamate decarboxylase activity. Gene Ontology annotation, cellular component: cytosol. The record is from RefSeq and is a predicted model, not a curated record. The coding region runs from base 1 to 1572 and encodes 523 amino acids. Lineage: Eukaryota; Fungi; Ascomycota; Lecanoromycetes; Lecanorales; Ramalinaceae. The transcript has 4 exons.
AUGGUUCAUCUAGCUGCUGUGCCUAAUGAUAGCCAUGUCGAAGACGAAUGCAAAAAAUUGAGCCUGUACAACGACGGCCAGGACCAGAGUGAUCUGGUUUCUGUCUAUGGCUCUAGGUUCGCUGCCGAAUGCCUUCCAAGGCAUGAGAUGCCCGAAAGGGAGAUGCCCAAAGAUGUGGCCUAUCGCAUGAUCAAGGAUGAUCUCUCCCUUGAUGGCAAUCCCGUACUCAAUCUUGCCAGCUUUGUCACGACCUAUAUGGAGGAAGAGGCAGAGAAGCUCAUGGCGGAGGCGCUCCCAAAGAAUUUCAUCGACUACGAAGAAUACCCUCAGACUGCAGACAUCCAGAACCGUUGCGUCAGCAUGAUCGCUCGACUAUUCAAUGCACCUACAGAAAGUGACGAAGAGAACAGUAUGGGAACCAGCACCGUGGGGAGCUCUGAGGCUAUUGCAAAUGUUGUACACACGCUUACUGGAGAGCAGAUGCUCGGUACGCUUGCCAUGAAGAGGCGCUGGCAAAACAAGCGCAAGGCUGCUGGCAAGGACUUCUCGAAGCCAAACAUCAUCAUGAAUUCGGCCGUCCAAGUCUGUUGGGAGAAAGCAGCUCGCUACUUUGACGUCGAGGAGCGCUAUGUGUUCUGCACCGAGGAUCGCUACGUAAUUGAUCCUGAGGAAUGUCUCAAGCUUGUAGAUGAGAAUACCAUCGGCAUCUGCGCCAUCCUCGGAACAACUUUCACUGGGCAAUACGAGGAUAUCAAGGGCAUUAAUGAUCUUUUGGUCAAGAAGAAGAUCGAUUGCCCCAUCCACGUCGAUGCCGCAAGUGGCGGCUUUGUUGCGCCUUUCGUGGUACCCGAGCUCGAGUGGGACUUCAGGCUUGAGAAAGUCAUUAGUAUUAACGUUUCAGGCCAUAAAUACGGCUUGGUCUACCCAGGUGUCGGCUGGGUUGUGUGGCGCUCGCCAGAGUAUCUUCCAAAGGAGCUUGUUUUCAACAUUAAUUACUUAGGGGCUGAUCAAGCAUCAUUCACCCUCAACUUCAGCAAAGGAGCAUCUCAGAUCAUUGGGCAAUAUUACCAGAUGAUUCGACUUGGCAAAAAGGGUUAUCGAUCAAUCAUGACGAAUCUGACCCGAACAGCUGACUAUUUGGCCAAAAGUCUUGAGCAACUUGGCUUUAUCAUCAUGAGUGAGAAGGGCGGUAAAGGUCUCCCACUGGUGGCAUUCCGUCUUGACCCCAAGAAGAAGCAUCACUAUGACGAAUUUGCCGUCGCGCAUCACCUCCGAGAGCGUGGUUGGGUCGUACCCGCAUACACCAUGGCUCCGCACAGUGAGAGCUUGAAGAUGAUGCGCGUUGUGGUGAGGGAAGACUUCUCCAGGGCAAGAUGUGACCUUCUUGUGGCAGACUUCAAAAACACCUUAGAUACAUUGGCCGACAUGGAUAAGGCCUCAGUCGACGCGCACAUGAAGCAUGUCAAUAAACAUGCCACUCACAGCGGGAAGUCGAAGCACAACCCCAAGCACUAUAAGGGCGAGAAGCACUCCUUGCAGGGAAAGAGUGGGAAGACGCAUGCUGUGUGCUAG